Messenger RNA from Copidosoma floridanum, 13608 nucleotides. It is a transcript of the gene Dhc93AB, whose product is annotated as Dynein heavy chain at 93AB. Gene Ontology annotation, biological process: microtubule-based movement. Gene Ontology annotation, molecular function: ATP binding; dynein light intermediate chain binding; dynein intermediate chain binding. The record is from RefSeq and is a predicted model, not a curated record. Lineage: Eukaryota; Metazoa; Arthropoda; Insecta; Hymenoptera; Encyrtidae. Gene Ontology annotation, cellular component: dynein complex.
AUGUCGGACUUUGAGAGUAGCGGAGACAGCGACGAAACGGGGACGAUGAUGAUGGUGCACGAGGAAGUGGACCAGAUGCAGCUUCAGCUCAACAAUGGGGAUAACGAGGAGCUCGAGGAGUUCCAGAAGCUGUUGCAAUCGAUGAUCGAUUCACGGGGGGAUUCCUUGGACGAGGAGGACGCCGAGAACGAGGAUGUCAGUCUGGUUAAAAUGUCCGCAGAUGCAAACUCGAUGAUGGAGUCGACGGGCGACUGUCGGCUGGAGUACCUCGGCGCUAUCGUCCAGAAGUCCUUGAAACUGAAACCCGAAAAAUGGGGCAGGCUGCUGCUGACCGAGGAUCACCGCAACGCCGUCCUCGACUUUCUGGACAACCCCGUCCCAGCGGCGAUUUUGUUCGUUCUGACACCAAACGUCCAGCUCGUGCCUUCCUGCGGCUUCCCCAUCCCCUGCCCGAGAACCAAAGGCGUGUACGCGAUAAAAAUGCAAAUCGCAGUGGUGCCCAAGGACAGGGAUGCUUGCGCCGCGAUGCUCAUAACGGGGGAUCUCUCGCACCGAGUGGUCGACGAGCUGGCCACCAUAGUCGACAACAUAUUCGCGCCGCUCCUCUGUAAGCCCCAGAACCACAGGGGCCUGCCCAAGGUCGCGGUCCGGGACAUAGCGCGACACGUGCACUCGCUGCGCGGUACCCUGUACCAAGUGAAGGGUCAGGUGAACGGGAGGACGGUCCUGCCGAUGCCCGCCGGGCUCGAGAAGGUCGCCGAGGUCGAGCGAGCCGUCAGCCUCGAGGGACCUCAAGCGGUCGACCUCUACCUCAAGAGCGCCAUCGAGGGUGUCGUCAUCAAGUGGGCCUACCUCGUCAACGAGGUCGUCACCCACGACUCGAGCGCCGCCUUCGACAAUGGCCAGAACCCGACGCCCUACUCCGAGCUCGAGUACUGGUCGGCCCGGCUGGCCAAUCUGAGGUACAUCUACGACCAGCUGCGGGAGGACCGAGUCAGGAGGAUGGCCGUCAUUCUGGAGAAGACCGACAGCGCGUACUACCCGUGUUUCAAGACGCUCUUCACUAACGUGGUGUCCUCGCUGGCCGAGACCAGGGAGAUAUCUCUGUACUUGGCGCCGCUCGCGAGGUGCUUCAAGGCCGUCGAGGAGACAGAUUUCGCCGAGGUGAAGCCGAUCAUGGCCACGCUGCUCCACUCGCUCGGUCUGGCCUGGGCGAGCACCAAGUACUACCAGAACUCGACCAAGCUCAUCAUCAUUCUUCGCCAGAUAUGCAACCUCCUCAUCCAGGAGGCACGCCGAUUUCUCGAUCCCACCCUCAUUUUUCAGAGCGACGUCGACGAGGCGCUCCUGCAAGUCCAGUGCUCGAAAGAUGUUUUGGAAGAGUUCAAGAGGCAGUUUGAUCUGCAAAAGGACAAGCCCGGCCUCAAGGAGGACGUCCCGGCGUGGACUUUCAGUCCCAACGCGGUCUUCGGGCGGCUCAACGCCUUUCUGAAGCGCCUGGCCGACAUUCAGUGGCUCUUCGACACGGUGCUCGAGUUCUCCAAGCUGGAAAAGAUCGAGAUCGGCGGGAUCGUCGGCAGAUCGCUGAGCUCGCGGAUCGUCACCGUCUAUAAAGAGUUCCAGCAUCUGUUCGCGGCCUUCUCGACCCGCGCCACCGACGUCCUGGAGCCGGACGACGAGACCUUCGUGCAGGACUGCCGGAAAUUCAACGAAUCCAUCAACGACCUCGACAACAAGCUGGCGGCCAUACUCUGCCAAGCGUUCGACAAUUGCGAGAAUUUGGAGAGCACCUUCAAGCUGCUCAACAUAGCGGGGAGUAUGUUGGACAGGCCGGUAAUCAGCAAGCAGUUUACCAAUCGCUACUUUCGCAUUCUCGAGCUGCUCGACCGGGAAUUCACCACCAUCGAGGUUCUCUUCGACCGCGGCGUUUGUGACACCAUGAACAGCCUGCCUCCGCUUGCCGGUGUCUUGCAGUUCCUCGGUAUGCUCAAACAGCGCGCCGACACACCGGUACAGGCCUUCAAAUCCCUGCAGCAUCCGAUCGUAGAAAGCGAAGAGGCAAAGGGCAUUCUGAAGCGGUUCGAUAAACUGGUCGAGUCCAUCGACGAGAAGCAAAAGGUCUUGUUCGUGGAGUGGUCGAAAACCGUACCGGAUCUGAUAUCGGUUUGCUUGAACAAGACCCUGCUAAAGAGAGACCAAGUUUCGAUGCUGUCGUUGACUUUCGACCCAGAGCUGUACGCUGUUUUGAAAGAAGUCAAAUACUUGAAGCAAACAUUUGGCGACGACAUACCGAAGGAAGCUCUCCAAGUGGCGGAGUUGUCGGAAACGUUCCGGAAGUUCAGGACAAUGUUGAGCGGAACGAUCAAUUUUUACAACGAAAUUCGCCGAACCUGCCGCAAGGUGGAAUUCAAUUUAAUCGAAGAGGAAAUAUCCCGGAUAGAUUCGCUGUUUCAAAAGGGACAGAAAGAGUUGCGCUGGAAUUCGGACGGUUUGCUGGAAUACAUGACGGAGCUGGGAGGUUUGGUGGAGAGCUUGUACAAGCGGGUCAAACUGGCGCAAACUAACGUGGAAAGCGUGAGGAAUAUCCUACAGCCGUGGACAAAGACACCUUUGAUAGGACGAAAAGAGAAUCGCAAGGAUACCCUGUUGUCCCUGGAGGAGCGCAAGGACAAGGUUGGGAAGCGGUACGGCGAGAUUCAGCGGGCUGCCGAUCAAAUUCUCCAGCUGUUGAAGGAAAACAAAAAAUUAUUCGAGAUACAGGACGAGAACAUUGACGCGUGGCAAAGUUACGUCAGUUACGUCGACAAAAUUGUCAUAGAGUCACUUCGUAAGGCUGUUGGCUGCUCGCUAAGUUAUUUGGUUGAGAAUAUGGACCAGUCAAACCAGAACGAGCCGCUAUUGGAGGCUCGAUUGGAGCUGAGGGAGCCCGAUCUCUAUUUUGUUCCAUCCUUGGAACCAGACGAUCCUGACGGCUUGGAUCAGUUGAUCGCCAAUUUACUGAAUGACAUCAUUGGCAUGGGAAACCUCGUGCCAAGACUGAAGACUCAGGUAGAAGGGUACAUGGAGGAGCUGGAGAAGGACGAGGACAUAAGCGCCAUGAAAAGCGAAAUUCUUUCAAGUCUAAGCAAAGCUAUCGAAGAAGCCACUGAUUUUUGUGGUAUUUUCGAAGAUUACGCUUAUUUAUGGUUAGAGGACAGAGACGUGAUUAUGCGACAGUUUUUAGAUUACAGUCAACAGUUGUCGGCCGAAGAGGUAGAAAUGAUAGCCGCUCUUGAUCCCAAAGCUCCGAAAAAGUGUCCACCUAAAAUGGAACAGUUUCGGGAGCAAAUUGACAUAUACGAAAACCUUUACACGGAAGUCGAGGAAAUGAGCGCAUUGAAGAUUUUUUGUAAUUGGUUCUCCGUCGACUUGAGGCCAUUUCGACAAUCCCUUCUCAACACAAUUUGCAAGUGGUCAAGCAUGUUCAAAAAACAUUUGGUGGAACGGGUUACGACUAGUCUAUCGGAUCUCAGUAAAUUUAUCAGAUGUGCCGAUGAAGGUUUACUGCAGCAAAUACAACCCGGAGAUUAUACUGGUCUAGUGAGUGUGAUGGGCUUUUUACUGCAAGUCAAGGAGCGCCAGCCUAUCACGGAUGAAAUGUUUCAACCGCUUCAAGAAACAAUAGAACUGUUGAAAUUUUACGACCAAGACAUUCCGGAAGAAGUCAACGUGCUCUUACAAGAACUGCCUGACCAGUGGACAAACACCAAGAAAAUAGCGUUAACUGUGAAACAACAAGUGGCUCCGCUUCAAGCAGGAGAAGUAUCAAGGAUACGCGGGCGUAUAUCUGCAUUUGACACAACAAUAAUUCAGUACCGAGAGGCAUUUAGACGCUACGAAUUUUUCAAAUAUGAGUGCGUGGAUCCUUACGUUCAGCUUGACGAGGCUCACAAGGAGAUAGCUAUGCUGGAAAGGCAAAUGCGCGAUAUACAGGAGUCAGCCUCGUUAUUCGAAUUACUUGUUCCGGAGUUCAAACAAGUCAAGCAAUGCAGAAAAGAGUCAAAGAUGCUGAAGCAGUUGUGGGAUUAUGUCAACGUUGUCAGGAGUAGUAUCGAAGGUUGGAAAACAACUCCAUGGCGGAAAAUUGACGUGGAAAACAUGGAUAUAGAGUGCAAGAAAUUCGCCAAAGAAAUUCGGGGGUUGGAUAAAGAAAUGAGGCCUUGGACUAUUUAUACGUCGCUUGAAGCGACGGUUAAGAAUAUGCUUACUUCUUUGAGAGCAGUCGGAGAACUUCAAAAUCCUGCGAUUCGUGAGAGGCAUUGGUUACAGUUGAUGAAAAGUACAAAGGUCCGUUUUGUGAUGAACGACUCCACCACAUUAGCCGAUUUGUUGGAGUUAAACUUACACGACUGUGAAGAAGAAGUGAAAAAUAUAGUUGACAAGGCUGUUAAGGAAAUGUCAAUGGAAAAAUACCUUCGCGAAUUGAACGUCACGUGGUCGAAGAUGGAAUUCGAAAAAGAACUGCAUCUUCGAACGGGAGCAAUAUUAUUGAGAGCUAGCGAAGAGCUGAUCGAAACUUUAGAAGAAAAUCAGGUUCAACUGCAAAAUCUAAUUACUUCGAAGUUCAUCGCUCAUUUUUUGGAAGAAGUCUCCGGUUGGCAAAAAAAACUAAGUAUUGCCGACCAAGUAACUACGGUAUGGUUUGAGGUUCAGCGCACUUGGAUGCAUCUAGAGAGUAUUUUUAUGUCUUCCGAAGAUAUAAGGAAGCAACUGCCUGUAGAUUCCGAAAGAUUCGAUCGCAUCGAUCAACAAUUCAAAGAAAUGACCCACGAAAUGUCAAAAACUCCAAACGUGGUGGAAGCGACGAACAAAGAUGGCCUCGUCAACACUUUGGAUGUACUCCAAAAAGAAUUGAUACUAUGCGAAAAAGCGUUAGCAGAGUAUUUAGAGACAAAAAGAUUGGCUUUCCCAAGAUUUUAUUUUGUUUCAUCCAGUGAUUUGUUAGAUAUUCUUUCAAACGGUAACCAGCCAACGAGCGUAACGAAACAUUUGAUUAAGCUGUUUGAUUCAAUGGCACGAUUGGAGUUUGAUGGCAGUAGUAAAGAUGCAAAAUCAGAACGAGUCACAGGUAUGCAUGCCAAAGAUGGAGAAUACGUUGAAUUUGUUAAUUGUGAGAUGUUUUGCGACGGAGCCGUGGAGGUUUGGCUCAAUCGACUGCAAAAUGCAAUGCGCGUGUCCAUCCGGUAUUAUUUCAGCGAAGCCGUCACGGCUUACGAGGAAAAGCCACGGGAACAGUGGCUGCUAGAUUAUCCUGCUCAAGUGUCUCUAUGCGGCACUCAAAUUUGGUGGACUACCGAACUCAAUCUAGCAUUUUCGAGGUUCGAGGAGGGGUACGACAAUGCUCUGAAGGAUUACCUGAAGAAGCAAAUAAAUCAGUUGAGUACGCUUAUAUCUUUAUUACUCGGGGAACUCACCAAACAGGAACGUCAAAAAGUUAUGACGAUCUGUACGAUCGAUGUGCAUUCGAGAGAUGUCGUGGCUAAACUCGUUCAAGCAAAAGUGGAAACUGCUCAAGCGUUUCAGUGGCAAAGUCAAUUGAGGCACAGGUGGGAUGACAAAGACAAACAUUGUUAUGCAAAUAUUUGCGACGCUCAAUUUAGAUAUUCAUACGAAUACUUAGGUAACACGCCGAGAUUGGUCAUUACACCGUUGACAGAUCGGUGUUACAUAACGUUAACUCAAUCUCUUCAUUUGGUCAUGGGAGGCGGACCAGCCGGGCCCGCGGGAACCGGAAAAACUGAAACAACGAAAGAUCUUGGAAGAGCACUUGGUAUAAUGGUUUAUGUUUUUAACUGUUCCGAGCAAAUGGACUACAAAUCGUGCGGAAAUAUUUACAAAGGACUCGCUCAGACUGGAGCUUGGGGGUGUUUUGACGAAUUCAACAGAAUAUCCGUCGAAGUUCUUUCUGUUGUUGCGGUGCAAGUUAAAUCCGUUCAAGAUGCUAUCAAGGAUAAAAAAGAGGUGUUCAAUUUUAUGGGAGAAAUGAUAGCUUUGACAACUAGCGUUGGAAUUUUUAUCACCAUGAAUCCAGGUUACGCGGGACGAACUGAGCUGCCUGAAAAUUUGAAAGCUUUGUUUCGACCCUGUGCCAUGGUUGUACCAGAUUUCGAAUUGAUUUGUGAAAUCAUGUUAGUGGCAGAAGGUUUUCAAGAAGCCCGUAUACUUGCUCGAAAGUUCAUAACUUUGUACACACUUUGCAAAGAAUUGUUAUCAAAGCAAGAUCACUAUGACUGGGGCUUGAGGGCUAUCAAGUCCGUUUUAGUAGUGGCUGGAAGCUUGAAGCGAGGGGAUCCUGGCAGACCAGAGGAAGAAGUACUUAUGCGUGCACUGCGUGAUUUCAACAUUCCCAAGGUAGUUUCGGACGAUCUACCAGUAUUUAUGGGCUUAAUCGCCGAUCUUUUUCCCGCUCUCGAUGUACCCAGAAAGAGGGAUGUUGAAUUUGAAAAAACCGUAAAAACAGCUGCUACGGAUCUCUUGCUUCAACCAGAAGAUGGGUUCAUUCUCAAAGUCGUCCAGCUCGAAGAACUACUGGAAGUGCGGCAUUCUGUGUUUAUUGUGGGUUCCGCUGGAUCCGGCAAAACUCAAGUUUGGAAAACACUUUUUAAAACAUAUCAAAACAUCAAGAGAAAACCAAUCUACAAUGAUCUCAAUCCAAAAGCAGUAACCAACGAUGAACUUUUUGGUGUUAUAAAUCCAGCAACUCGGGAAUGGAAGGAUGGUUUGUUCUCAGUCAUAAUGAGAGAGCAAGCUAAUCUAGCCGGAGAAAAUCCAAAGUGGAUAGUUUUGGAUGGCGAUAUCGACCCGAUGUGGAUUGAAUCGUUAAACACUGUGAUGGAUGAUAAUAAAAUAUUGACUCUUGCAAGCAACGAAAGAAUCGCCCUGACACCUUCGAUGAGGUUGCUUUUUGAAAUUUCUAAUUUGCGCACGGCAACGCCAGCAACAGUUUCUAGGGCAGGUAUUUUGUACAUAAAUCCCCAAGAUUUGGGAUGGAAUCCGUAUGUGACCAGCUGGAUCGAAACUAGAACAUCGCCACAAGAAAAAUCAAAUUUGGUGAUUCUUUUUGACAAAUACAUACCAGUGUGUUUGGACACACUGCGUACGAGGUUUAAAAAAAUCACACCGAUCGCCGACAUGGCACACAUUGAAAUGCUCUGUCAUCUUUUAAGUUGCUUAUUAAAUCCAGAUCUAACUGCAAACGACUUCACGAAAGAUCAUUACGAGCUUUACUUUGUUUUUGCUGCGAUUUGGGCUUUUGGCUCUGCCAUGUUUCAGGACCAAACUCUUGAUCACAGGGUCGAAUUUCACAAGUGGUGGGUCAAUGAAUUCAAACAAAUCAAAUUUCCUGCUCAAGGAACGGUUUUUGAUUAUUACAUAGAUUCGGAAACGAAAAAUUUCGUCCCAUGGACAGAGCGUCUACCGAAAUUUGAACUCGAUCCAGAUUUACCUGUGCAAGCUGUUUUAGUUUACACGGCAGAGUCAAUACGAAUUCGAUACUUUUUGGAUUUGUUGAUGGCGGAAAAACAUCCUGUUAUGCUGGUGGGACCAGCAGGUUGCGGAAAAACUAUUUUAAUGACGGAAAAACUCUUGCAACUAUCGGAAAAUUACGCCGUAGCUAACGUGCCAUUCAAUUUCUAUACGACAUCCGAGAUGUUGCAGAAAAUCUUGGAAAAACCAUUGGAAAAGAAAGCAGGGCGAAACUACGGCCCUCCCGGAAAUAAGACAUUGAUUUAUUUUAUAGACGACAUGAAUAUGCCGGAAGUCGAUACAUACGGAACGGUACAACCGCAUACGUUGAUUAGACAAUAUUUAGACUAUAACCACUGGUACGAUAGAAACAAAUUGACGCUGAAGGAUAUCCAUAAUUGCCAGUAUGUAAGUUGCAUGAAUCCAACAGCUGGAUCAUUCACGAUCAAUCCAAGACUUCAAAGACAUUUUGCAGUGUUUGCUAUUAAUUUUCCCAAUACUGAUUCGUUAACUACUAUAUACGCCUCGAUACUUUCUCAACACUUGGCUAACAUCGAACACAGAUUCCCACUAUGCGUGACCGAACUUUGUGGUAACAUUGUGCAAGCUUCUUUGCAGUUACACCAUCGAUGCGCACAAAUUUUCCUUCCCACAGCCACCAAGUUUCAUUAUAUUUUCAAUCUACGAGAUCUUUCCAACUGUUUUCAAGGGCUUUUAUUUAGCGGCAACGAGUGCCUUCAAGUUCCCAUUGAUUUCGUGAGGUUGUGGAUGCACGAGACUCACCGAGUUUACGGCGAUAAGCUCACAGAUGACAAAGAUAUAGAAAGUUUUGGUAAGCUUCAACUCGACGUGUUGAAAAAAAAUGUCGAGGAAAUCGACGAAAGCGCUCUUUUCGAAAAACCAAAUAUUUAUUGUCACUUUGCAGGUGGUGUUGGGGAGCCAAAAUACAUGCCGAUAAAAGAUUGGGCCACUUUAAACCGUUUACUGACAGAAGCGCUCGUCAGCUACAACGACUUGGUUUCGGCGAUGAACCUCGUUCUCUUCGAAGACGCCAUGAUGCACGUGUGCAGGAUUAAUAGGAUCCUCGAAUCCCCCCGAGGAAGCGCACUUCUAGUGGGCGUAGGGGGCUCCGGGAAACAAAGUUUAUCGCGUCUAGCAGCCUUCAUAAGCUCCCUGGAGGUUUUUCAAAUUCAGUUGCGCAAGGGCUACGGCAUAUUGGAUCUAAAGUUAGAACUCGCUGCUCUGUACUCCAAGGCAGGACUGAAGAACUUGGGGAUCAUGUUCCUCAUGACGGAUGCACAAGUACCCAAUGAACACUUCUUAGUACUUAUCAAUGAUAUGCUUGCAUCGGGCGAAAUACCCGACCUUCUCCCCGAAGACGAAGUAGAAAACAUCAUUGCAGGUGUUCGCAACGAGGUCAAGGGUGCAGGGAUUCUGGAUACGCGGGAAAAUUGCUGGAAAUUUUUCAUCGAUAGAGUACGUCGACAACUGAGAGUGGUCCUUUGUUUUUCCCCGGUGGGUUCGACGCUGCGAGUUCGGUCGCGCAAGUUCCCGGCGAUAAUCAAUUGCACGGCUAUCAACUGGUUCCACGAGUGGCCUCAGGAAGCCCUGAUUUCCGUGUCGAAGCAGUUUCUACAAGAACUAGACGAACUGCCCGAAGUUUAUCUCGGAUCGGUGGCCAAGUUCAUGGCGCACGUACACACCACCGUUAAUUUGGCGAGUCGGCAGUACUUGGCUAGUGAGCGUCGUUACAAUUACACGACGCCAAAAUCGUUUCUCGAACAAAUCAGUUUGUACUCGAAGCUCUUGAAAAGUAAAUCAAAACAGCUCAAGAGCCGCAUAGAGAGACUGGAAAAUGGCCUGGCCAAGUUGAAAUCGACUGCCAUUCAAGUCGACGGGUUGAAGGAAAAAUUGGCCGUUCAGGAAGUCGAGCUGCAGCAGAAAAAUGAGGCAGCCGACGCCCUCAUUGCUAUCGUCGGAGUUGAAACUGAAAAAGUGCAGAAGGAAAAGGCCCUCGCCGAUGAAGAAGAAUCGAAAGUAGCCAUCAUCGCUGAGGAAGUAUUGAAAAAACAGAAAGAUUGCGAGGCCGACUUGGUGAAAGCCGAGCCGGCCCUCUUAGCCGCGCAAGAGGCUUUGAACACGUUAAAUAAGGCUAAUUUGACGGAGUUGAAAUCUUUUGGAUCCCCUCCAGGCGUGGUGACGAACGUCACGGCAGCCGUCAUGGUCCUUUUGGCACCUAAUGGAAAAGUACCGAAAGACCGCAGUUGGAAAGCAGCAAAGAUAACCAUGGCAAAAGUGGAUGCGUUCCUGGAUUCGCUCAUAAAUUACGAUAAAGAAAACAUCCAUCCCGAAGUGAUAAAGUCCAUUCAACCGUACUUGAAGAAUUCCGAGUUCGAGCCCGAAUUUGUCAAGUCAAAGUCAGCAGCCGCGGCUGGUUUGUGCGCUUGGGUCAUAAACAUCAUAAAAUUUUAUGAAGUCUUUUGCGACGUCGAACCCAAGCGAAAGGCUUUGGCUCAAGCUAACGCUGAGCUCGCUGCGGCGCAAGAAAAAUUGAGUGUCAUCAAGCGUAAAGUUUGCUCCCUGGAGGAACAAUUGGCCAAGUUAACUGCGGAUUUCGAGCAGGCCACAUCGGAAAAGUUAAAGUGCCAACAAGAGGCUGACGCUACGAAUGCAACGAUUUCAUUGGCAAAUCGACUGGUCGGUGGAUUAGCUUCAGAGAACGUCCGAUGGGCGGACUCAGUGGCAAAUCUCAUGCAACAAGGCUCGACGUUACCAGGGGACGUUUUGUUGAUCACUGCGUUUAUAUCGUACGUGGGAUGUUUCACAAAAAAGUUUCGGCUGGACCUUUUGAGCAAACAGUGGUUACCAUUUUUGCGAAGCAUCGAACCCGCUUUGUCGAUAACCGAAGACCUCGACCCGCUCAGCUUGUUGACGGAUGAUACUCAAAUCGCCAAGUGGAACAACGAAGGUUUGCCCAAUGACAGGAUGUCAACGGAAAAUGCGACCAUACUAACGAAUUCGGAUCGAUGGCCACUGAUGAUAGAUCCACAACUCCAAGGAAUCAAGUGGAUAAAACAAAAAUACGGCGAAAACUUGCGGGUGAUUCGUCUAGGACAAAAAGGCUACUUGGAAGUGAUCGAGCAAUCUCUGGCUAUCGGAGCAACCGUACUCAUAGAAAACAUUGGCGAAUCCGUCGAUCCCGUUCUCGAUUCCUUGCUCGGGCGUAACUUGAUCAAGAAAGGCCGAGCCUUGAAAAUCGGCGACAAAGAAGUCGAAUACAAUCCCAAUUUUCACCUGAUUUUACACACGAAAUUGGCAAAUCCCCACUACAAGCCUGAAAUGCAAGCCCAGACGACCUUGAUUAACUUUACCGUGACCAGGGACGGUCUGGAAGACCAGCUUUUGGCAGAAGUGGUCAAAGCGGAACGACCCGACUUGGAGGAGCUCAAGGCCGAUUUAACCAGACAGCAGAAUGAUUUCAAAAUAACAUUGAACAGCCUCGAAGAUUCCCUUCUUUCCAAACUGUCUUCAGCGGGUAGCAACGUGUUGGGCGACACGGCGCUGGUGGAAAAUCUAGAAACGACGAAAAAAACAGCAGCCGAAAUAGAGCUGAAAGUGGUAGAGGCCAAGGAAACGUCGAAGGAAAUAGACGCGGCCCGCGAACUUUACAGGCCAGCUGCAGCACGGGCUUCUCUGCUUUACUUCAUUUUGAACGAUCUCAACACCAUCAAUCCGAUUUAUCAGUUUUCCUUGAAAGCGUUUAGCGUCGUUUUCCAGAAGGCCGUGCUGAAAGCCGAUUCGGCGCCCGAGGUCGCGGCUCGGAUCCUCAGUCUCAUCGAAUCGAUCACGUACUCUGUCUUCAUGUACACGUCGAGAGGCCUCUUCGAAUGCGACAAACUCAUCUUCGCGUCGCAAAUGACCUUCCAGAUUUUGUUGGCUCGCGAAGAGAUUUUGUCGGCAGAACUCGACUUUCUCUUGCGAUUCCCCAUCACACCUCAUGUCACCUCGCCAGUCGAUUUCCUGACCAAUUCGAGCUGGGGAGGAAUUCGCAGUCUAGCUUCCAGGGACGAGUUCCGGAAUUUGGAUCGGGACAUCGAGAGUUCCCAGAAGCGAUGGAAAAAGUUGGUGGAGUGCGAGUGCCCGGAGCGAGAAAAAUUCCCGCAAGAAUGGAAAAAUAAAACGGCCCUGCAAAGAUUAUGCAUGCUGAGGGCCUUGCGUCCCGACCGGAUGACUUACGCGAUUGCCGCCUUCAUAGAAGAAAAGUUGGGCCCGCGAUACAUCGAGGGAAGAACCGUCGAAUUCUCCAAGUCCUUUGAGGAAACAAGUCCCUCGACUCCAGUAUUUUUCAUUUUAUCUCCCGGAGUAAAUCCACUAAAAGAUGUCGAGGACUUGGGAAGACGACUCGGAUUUACCUCUGAUGCGCAAAAUUUCCACAACGUAUCCCUCGGCCAAGGACAAGAAAGUGUAGCCGAGUGUGCAAUGGACGAAGCUUCGCAGAAAGGCCAUUGGGUCGUUUUGCAAAACAUACAUUUGGUUAAAAAGUGGCUGCCCUUGUUGGAAAAAAAGUUGGAAGUAGCUGCCGAAGGCUCUCACCCAGAUUAUCGUGUAUUCAUGAGCGCCGAACCUGCAAGUACCCCAGCUGGUCACAUUAUCCCCCAGGGAAUUUUGGAGUCAUCGAUAAAAAUAACGAAUGAACCGCCUACGGGAAUGCAAGCGAAUUUACACAAGGCAUUGGACAACUUUACCCAAGAGACUUUGGAAAUGUGCACCAAAGAGGCAGAGUUCAAAGUCAUACUGUUUUCGUUGUGCUAUUUUCACGCAGUCGUAGCCGAACGAAGAAAGUUCGGGCCUCAAGGCUGGAAUAAAAUUUACCCAUUCAACGUCGGAGACUUGAACAUCAGUGUGAGUGUCUUGUACAAUUAUCUGGAGGCGAGCCCGAAAAUCCCUUGGGAGGAUCUCAGAUACCUUUUCGGAGAAAUAAUGUACGGUGGCCACAUAACCGACGACUGGGACAGGAAACUAUGCGUUUCUUACCUCGAAGAACUGAUGCAACCCGAUCUUGUGGACGGCGAACUAUUUCUCGCUCCAGGUUUUCCUGCGCCCCCAAACACCGACUUGGCUGGCUUUCAUGCGUACAUCGAUGAAGUAUUGCCUCCUGAAUCUCCUUACUUGUAUGGCUUGCACCCUAACGCAGAAAUAGGUUUCCUGACAACCACAUCGGAAAAUUUGUUUAGAACUGUUUUCGAAAUGCAGCCUCGAGACGCGGGAAGCUCGGGCGGACAAACCGUAACGAGAGAGGAAAAAGUGAAGCAAAUUUUGGACGAAAUUUUGGAAAAACUUCCCGACGAGUUCAACAUGGCGGAGAUCACGGGCAAAGUGGAGGAGAGAACCCCGUACGUGAUCGUAGCCUUCCAGGAAUGCGAGAGAAUGAACUAUCUGACCGGCGAAUUGAAGAGAUCCCUACGAGAGUUGGAUCUUGGACUGAAAGGGGAACUGACAAUCACGUCGGACAUGGAAAACUUGGAAACUGCCCUAUUUUUGGACCAAGUGCCUGCUUCAUGGGCACAAAGGGCGUAUCCAUCUCUGCUCGGGUUGAAUGCCUGGUUCGUCGACUUGUUGUUGAGGAUACGCGAGCUCGAAACUUGGUCAACGGAUUUUGUCUUGCCAUCAUCCGUGUGGUUGGCCGGUUUUUUCAAUCCACAGUCUCUACUGACGGCCAUAAUGCAGUCGACUGCGCGACGGCACGAGCUUCCUCUAGACAAAAUGUGUCUGCAGUGCGACGUCACGAAAAAGUCCAAAGAAGAGUUCACCUCAGCGCCGCGGGACGGAGCUUACGUUCACGGAAUUUUCAUGGAAGGGGCAAGAUGGGACGUUCAAGCGGGAAUCAUCGUCGAUUCCCGAUCAAAGGAACUGUUUCCCGCGAUGCCAGUCAUCAACAUCCGCGCCAUCACCCAAGACAAACAAGACCUUCGCAACAUGUACGAGUGCCCUGUCUACAAAACUCGCACGCGUGGUCCGACUUACGUCUGGACGUUCAACUUGAAAACCAAAGACAAGGCGGCCAAGUGGACCCUCGCUGGCGUUGCACUGUUACUUCAAACUUGA